AUGCCACCAGUAACGGGUCGCCCGGUUGGCAGGGCACCACAACCACACCCUAUUAUCCGCCGCACCCGUAGUUGGCGGGGUAUCAUGCAGGUUCGAUUCAACGACACGCGUGCAGAUCGAAACAAGAUUGUCCAACAAGCCUUUUUUUGGGCUCCAAUGAGAAUAUUUGGAAUUUGUUUUGUAACAACGACAGUAAUGUACUUUACAUUGGGUCAUGAUCGAUUUAUGCACACUCUUUUUGGGUAUGAGUCUGAGAUGAAUUAUGAGGCUCGCGUAAACCCUGGAGCAAGUGUUAUGUUUUCUGAAACAAUGCUAGACAAGGAUCGCGCCUGGAAAUCACCCGUGAGAGAUUUGGAAAAACCACUGCACCCGAUACGACGAUUUGAUGUACUUCGUGAUCCAAAAUCUGCAUAA
This is a messenger RNA of Trypanosoma theileri, 414 nucleotides long. RefSeq lists its product as uncharacterized. Lineage: Eukaryota; Euglenozoa; Kinetoplastea; Trypanosomatida; Trypanosomatidae. The coding region runs from base 1 to 414 and encodes 137 amino acids. The record is from RefSeq and is a predicted model, not a curated record. The transcript has a single exon.